Molecule: messenger RNA, 676 nt
Organism: Nymphaea colorata (pocket water lily)
Lineage: Eukaryota; Viridiplantae; Streptophyta; Magnoliopsida; Nymphaeales; Nymphaeaceae
Product: mitochondrial zinc maintenance protein 1, mitochondrial
Exons: 2
Coding region: 62-379 (105 amino acids)
Biological process (GO): mitochondrial respiratory chain complex III assembly
Source: RefSeq, a predicted model, not a curated record
UCUGUAAACCCGUCUUUGUCCCUGCAACUGAAGGAGAGAGAGAGAAAGGGAGAGCGGCGAGAUGGGGAAGGAAACGGUGGCUGGCGCUUACAGGGCGCUGCUGAAGGCGGCGAAGAAGACGUUUGCGGGGGAUGAGUGGAUGCUGCAGAAUUCGGUGAAGGAGAUUCGGAGCAAGUUCGAGGAGAACCGGCAAGCCACAGGUGAUGACCACAUCAGGAAACUCAUCGCCGACGCCUACGAGGCAUCCCACUUCGUCGCCAACAUGAUCGUUCAGGCCCAGCUCAACCCGUCCGGUGGAUACGAGGUGAAACCUGCUAAAGAGCAUGCUGGAGCAACGUUCGAGAUUCCCACCGAGGAAAGCCUACCGAAAGCUGGUUAAGGAACAGAAAAGAAUCACGAGUCAACACAGUUCAGUUCUUAUCUCUAAUGUCGUAGACUUUUUAACGUUUUGCUUCAUAAUCAUUUUGAUUUUGCAUGCCAGAAAAAGCUUCUCAUGGCUCUGCUGUCAGCUGUACCAUGACGUCCACAUGUAACUGCCAGUGGAUGUUUGUAUUUUCUCUUUCAGUGACCAACAACCUGUACAUUUCACCUCCAGUUUUGCCAUUCUAAAGUCUUGCAAGGAAGCAUUUCAUACAUAAGGAGGAAACCAUUUCCCCUGUUGCAUAAGACAGGAUCA